Molecule: messenger RNA, 908 nt
Organism: Larimichthys crocea (large yellow croaker)
Lineage: Eukaryota; Metazoa; Chordata; Actinopteri; Sciaenidae
Gene: cfap97d2
Product: CFAP97 domain containing 2
Exons: 7
Coding region: 162-908 (248 amino acids)
Source: RefSeq, a predicted model, not a curated record
CUGAAACAGCGUCUUCACACGGCAGCUCAUUUUACAGCCCCUCUCUCCACAGUCUCCUCACUAAUUAGCCUAUCUCUAUGCCCGUGUGUGGAACUUGCUAAACAAGCACAUCGUUUGAAACCAUUCAUUCAUCCCUCCAGCUGCUGUCAUGGCAACCGCGUAUGACUGGCAGACAACAGACUGCAGUCUCUGAGCUCCAGUCGACCUGCACGCUUCAGAGCAUGAACACACACUCGUAUGGGCAGAUGAAGAGUUGUGAUAGGAAGACGCCGAGGCAGCCACACGCUGCGAGGGCCAUGACACAUCUGGCAUAUCAACCCCUGCUUCCCACUGGAAAUAAAUAUCUGCAGCAGAAAUGGGACACAGCUUCAUAUGCGUUACACCGGGGAAAGGUCAAGUCAGCCAAACCAACAAUAAACACGACUCCACCGAAGACCUACCGUCACCUGACUCUCAAGCUGAAGAAACUAAAGCUUGAAGAGGAAUGGGCGACGAAGAUUCAAAGGGAAAACGACAUGCUUAAGGGGAAAAUAUCACAUAUCAUGAGGACGACUGGAGGAGUUGACAACAGGAAUGAUUAUGAGAAGAAAAGCCUUGGCAAGGAGAAGCGACAGCUGGAGUUGCUGCGUAUUACCAAGGAGAAUCAAAUGAUCCAGGGCCGUCUGAGCCAGUGCAGGCCUAACUAUAAUGUGAGGAGCUGGCACGAGGACUGGCUCAAAACUCUCAAGGUGAUGGACAGCAUUGCACGUUACCCACGAGGAACAGCAAAUCAGCAAAAGGGACAAGAAAAAGACAGUGACCAAACAGAAAAAAGUGCAGAAAAAGACAGAAAAGACAGAAAAAAUCCCAAAGAGACCAUCGUUCUAAGUACUUAUUCCCACAACGUGGCAUGGAAGACCCACAAGUGA